UGAAAUCUAAAGAAGUGGUUAUCGUUUUUCUGCAGUACCCCUUUUUUAAGGUAUCCGUGCCUCGUAAUUUUAUGCAGUGAUAUCGGAUCUUUUGUUGCUCGCGAUGGGUAUUUCGAAUGGAUGCAUUUUGUACUUAAAGAUUAAACGCUACGAAGGCACGAUGUUCUUGCUCGUUUUCCUGUUUCUGACGUCCUUGGCAGAUGCCCAGGAAGGAGGAACGCCGGGCCAACGUCCAGAGCUCAACCAUAGCCCUGAGUCCGCGCCCCACCUCUACCAUGGCGACAUCAAGCUAACACCGAUGCAGAGGGCCAACAUUGAGAGAUACGAUAAUCCAUAUGGUCCGAGCACGGGUCGCGCGGCCAGUAGCCAAGACAAGACUCGCUGGCCCAAUGCGGUGAUUCCUUACGAGUUUGACUGCUCCAUAGCAAACAUGGAAAGCGCAAUUAAAUUCACGAAGCAAGCCAUGGCGGAGUGGGAGAGCAAGACCUGUAUCCGAUUUGUCAAGCGAACAACAGAGACUGCUUAUCUGUCAUUCUUUAGGGGACAGGGAUGUUGGGGUCACUUGGGUCACACGGCUAACUACACGAGUCAGAUCUCCAUUGGCGACAACUGCGACUUCCAGUACGUGAUGUCUCACGAGAUUGGUCAUUCUGUGGGCUUCUGGCACGAGCAUAAUCGACCGGAUAGAGAUAACUAUAUCCUGGUCCUCUGGGAGAACGUCAUGGACGAAUUCCAUGACGCAUUUGAAAAGCGAAAAUGGGGCACGGAGGUCACGGACUACGGAAGCCAGUACGACUUUGCUUCCAUCAUGCACUACCCGUUCACAGCCUUCUCAAAGAAUGGAAGACCGACCAUCAAAGCCAUCGCCGAUAUGCAGGGCAAGACCCCGUAUAUAGCUCUUAGUGCAGAUGACGCCAUGCAGACGAACGCCAUGUACAAGUGCAAUGCUGUUAUGAGGAAAAGAAUGACAGACAUUUUUUAUGCACACUUCAAGGCAGCUCCACGUAUAGGGAAAAGAGCAAAUUCAUGCUGUGAUAAGUCCAAGAACUGUCACAACUUCAAGUCGUACGGCUAUUGCACCCACACGAAUCACGUGCACAGCCUCCUCUAUUGGUGCCCAGUCACCUGCGACAUGUGCAGCUCAGAUUCUUGCAUGGAUAAGAGUGGCCAAUGUAAGUCAUGGGCCGAAAAUGGUCACUGCCAGACCGCGGUGGAGGCAAUGAAGCUAGACUGUCCCUACUCUUGCGGCUUUUGUGGACCCACAACAUCGCCGACAGGAGCUGUUGGGUUAAAGUGUGCUGACAAACAAAGAGAAUGCCCUGAUUGGGCGAGAAGAGGAAAAUGCUCCAAAUCUGGGUGGACAUUCAGGAACUGUCUGAUCAGUUGCAAGGCGCGCUGUGACACCGCGCCCCCAAAAGCCCCAGGCUCGUGUGGACAAGCCCUCGGACUCGGUUGGAAUCCGACUCUCCCGGACAGCUCCUUUUCUGCGUCGACCACUCUUAAAUCAGAAGGAGGAUGGGAAGCUGCGGCCCAUAGCGCCAGGCUGUACAUGGAAGAUAAUCAUAACCGGAGGCUGAUUGGGGGUUGGUGCCCAACGUCUCGCGAUAACAGUUGGCUCAAGAUUGACCUGGGACGAGAGAAGCGUUUAACAGCCAUCGCAACCCAAGGACGGGACGUGAUCUAUGGGCACGUCGAAAGAUACGAGCUGGAGUUUAGCAGGGAUGGGGGCAACUGGACCAAGUACCCUAAGGUAUUCAAGGGCAAUUGCGAUCACUUCACGCCAGUGCUCAACACCUUCCAGCUCCAAGUAGCACGCUUCAUCCGGGUACUUCCACUUGGUAACCAGUCCGCGUGGCCAUGCAUGCGCCUGGAGGUCUACGGCUGUGACUCUGUGACUCAUAGAUGUACGUCACGUGACCCAAAAGAAUACCACAUGACUAAGAGGUGUGGCGCUUGUGAUGGCUAGUCCGUCGUCGCGGUAGAGUCCUACGUUGAUGUUAAGGUCUUGGAGUUGGGAGAGGAGGAAGUUGCCUACAAGUUCGCAUGUUUCAGCGCCGUCGUAGCUUCCCAUCGUCACGUCGAAUGUCGAGUUGCCUUUUUUGUGCCAGGGUGUUUGGUUGUGAACUAGGAUAGAGUUUUUGGCGUAGGUUAUGAUUUUUUUUUCUUCAGCGGUGAUGCAGUCGUAGUCAGCG
Molecule: messenger RNA, 2192 nt
Organism: Nematostella vectensis (starlet sea anemone)
Lineage: Eukaryota; Metazoa; Cnidaria; Anthozoa; Actiniaria; Edwardsiidae
Product: zinc metalloproteinase nas-13
Exons: 15
Coding region: 104-1966 (620 amino acids)
Biological process (GO): proteolysis
Molecular function (GO): metalloendopeptidase activity; zinc ion binding
Source: RefSeq, a predicted model, not a curated record